This is a messenger RNA of Columba livia (rock pigeon), 4718 nucleotides long. RefSeq names its product MIB E3 ubiquitin protein ligase 2 (gene MIB2). The record is from RefSeq and is a predicted model, not a curated record. The transcript is spliced from 20 exons. Gene Ontology annotation, biological process: protein ubiquitination. Lineage: Eukaryota; Metazoa; Chordata; Aves; Columbiformes; Columbidae. Gene Ontology annotation, cellular component: cytoplasm. The coding region runs from base 687 to 3551 and encodes 954 amino acids. Gene Ontology annotation, molecular function: zinc ion binding; protein binding; ubiquitin-protein transferase activity.
GGACUCCCCCGAGGGGACCCCUGGGUGCUCGGUCCUGGAGCAGCCGGUAACCCGGCAUCGUCCCUCACCCCGCUCCAUCCUGACCUUGGCCGGCGCCAAGACCAGUCACCAUCUCACCCCAAAAACCUCCCCCGCGUGUUUGUUUUCCCCUCCCUUUUCUAAACCUCCAGCCCCUGCUGCUGGCAGCUCUCGCUAACAGGGGACAGGUGAGGGACACCGAUAUUAAUGAACAAGGACAUCUUCAAAUGAUUUAUUUAAAAGCUUGAAGUUUUUAAGGGCUGUGAUCUCUUCCUGGAAAAAUAUGAGCUGAUAAAGACUUGAGGACAGCACCAAGAGAAGGGUGUGAGAUGAGUUCUUCAGCCUUUGCAGGGUGUUGCAGGCAGCUUAGCCUGUGCCAAGCAGCUGCCCCUGAUGUGGGCUGUUCUCUUCUGGAAGAGCCCGACUUGUUUCAUCCAGGUCACCGUGGAAGUUCUGCUGCUCGGACUCUGCGCUGAGAAUGAAUGGGGGAAGGAAGCAAACGCAGCCCUUGGCUAAGGACAGUGGAUUUCUCAAUUUUCUGAAUUUUCUUCGUUCUCCACUCCAUCAGGUGUGCUGAACAUGCUGCUGAUAGCGAAUGUGUUGCUGAUGAUACUGCCCGUCUCCGAGACCCGUCCCAUGGAAGAGUUGUAGGGUUGCUGCGCAGAUCGAUGGACGUGGACCCCUAUGCCAGCAUGCAGGUUGGGAUGCGGGUGGUGCGUGGAGUGGACUGGAAGUGGGGCAACCAGGACAACGGCGAAGGGAACGUUGGGACCGUGGUGGAGAUCGGUCGGACGGGCAGCCCGACCACUCCAGACAAGACUGUGGUCGUGCAGUGGGAUCAAGGAAACAGAACCAAUUAUCGGACUGGAUUCCAAGGGGCUUAUGACCUUCUUCUGUAUGAUAACGCACAAAUUGGUGUCCGUCACCCAAACAUCAUCUGUGACUGCUGCAAGAAGCACGGUAUACGGGGAAUGCGGUGGAAAUGCAAAAUGUGCUUUGACUAUGACUUGUGCACACAGUGUUACAUGAACAACAAGCACGAUCUGUCUCACUCCUUCGAGCGCUAUGAGACAGCACACUCGCAGCCAGUCCUGGUGAGUCCUCGACAGAACUUGACUCGCAUCACAUUAAAAGGGACUUUUCAGGGAGCUAAAGUGGUCCGUGGCCCCGACUGGGAGUGGGGUAACCAGGACGGUGGUGAAGGUAAAACUGGGCGCGUGGUCGAUAUUCGUGGCUGGGAUGUGGAGACUGGACGCAGUGUGGCCAGCGUCAUAUGGUCUGAUGGCACCACGAAUGUCUACAGAGUUGGACACAAGGGGAAAGUGGACCUGAAAUGCACUGUGGAGGCAUCUGGUGGCUUUUACUACAAAGAGCAUCUCCCAAAAUUAGGAAAACCAGCUGAACUGCAGAGGAAAGAAAGCACAGACAGGCACCCGUUCCAGCACGGGGACAAAGUGAAGUGCCUGCUGGACAUCGACAUCUUGCGGGAGAUGCAGGAGGGCCAUGGUGGCUGGAAUCCGAAAAUGGCUGAGUUCAUUGGCCAGACAGGGACUGUGCACAGAAUCACGGACAGAGGGGACGUGAGGGUCCAGUUCAACAGCGAAACCCGCUGGACUUUCCAUCCUGGAGCCCUGACGAAGCUCAACACCUUUUGGGUUGGUGAUGUUGUCCGAGUGAUAGAUGAUAUGGAAACAGUGAAGCGAUUCCAACCUGGUCAUGGGGAGUGGACAGAUGAAAUGGCACCUACCCUGGGGCACAUCGGCAAAGUGAUCAAGGUCUAUGGGGACGGAGACCUGCGCGUCUCGGUUGGAGGGCAGUCCUGGACGUUUAACCCGGCUUGCCUGACUGUCUACCAGAGAGACGAGGAAGCGAACCUCAUGACAACAGAGAACGCAAAGGAAUCCAAAAGUACUUUAAUUACCGUAUUGGAGAAGCUGCUGUCCCAGAAGACGGAGUCGGAGCACGCAGGGUGCCUGGUCAUUUGUGCGGCGCUCAACAACGCCGCUAAAGUCCGGGAGCUCCUUCAGAAGUACCCGGACAAGGUCGAUGCCAAGAACCAGGGCAGGACGGCCCUGCAGAUUGCUUCUUACCAGGGACAUCUGGAUGUUGUGAAGCUCCUGCUGCAGGCACACGCCAGCGUCAACCUAAGGGAUGAAGAGGGGGAUACAGCCCUGCACUACGCAGCUUUUGGAAACCAAGCUGAGGUUGCCCGUGUGCUUAUUAGUAAAGGAGCCAGCACGGACCUGUUAAACAACGCAAAGUGCACAGCGUUGUAUGUUGCUGUCAGUCAAGGAUUCACAGAGGUCGUGCGGACCCUCUGCGAGCUCAACUGCGAUGUCAACCUCCCAGAUUCCCAGGGAGACACCCCUCUGCAUUACGCCAUCACUGCAGAUUACGCAGUCAUUAUUGAGAUUCUCACUGAAGUACCCAACAUCGACUUCACUGUCCAGAACUGCCAAGGCUUCAACCUGCUCCACUAUUCUGCUCUGAAAGGCAACAAGCUAGCCAUAAAGAAUAUUCUAGCAAGAGCUCGGCAGCUGGUUGACUCCAAAAAGGAAGAUGGCUUCACCGCCCUGCACCUUGCUGCUCUCAACAAUCACAAGGAAGUGGCAGAAAUUCUCAUCAAAGAGGGUCGCUGCGAUGUCAACCUCAAGAACAACCGCAACCAGACGGCGCUGCACCUGGCUGUCAUCCAGGGACACGUGGCGAUGGUGCAGCUGCUGGUCAGCGAGGGCAGCGAUGUCAACGCUGAGGAUGAGGACGGGGACACAGCCAUGCACAUCGCCUUGGAACGGCAGCAGCUCAUGUCCGUCAUGAUGGAGAAGCGCGAAGGGGAGAUGGGGUUGUCUCUCCUUUCCAAGCUGCAGGCGUCUGGCAUUCUUGGAAAUGUAGAGCUGAAUGUUGGAACUGCCAUUGCAUGCUACUUAGCACAAGAGGGAGCAGAUAUUAAUUAUGCAAACCAUCGGGGAAAGUCUCCUUUAGACCUCAUUACAGAUGGAAGGAUUGUCCAGCUCGUCAAAGACUUCUCACAGAAAUUCAGGGAUCAGCAGGUUUCUUCAGACAGCUCAGCCGUCACCUGCAGCCUUCGCCGGGUGCACACCACCCCCAACACCAUGACCAACCUUAGUGUCUCGAGCGUGGCGGUGCCCACAGAGUGCCUGGUCUGCUCGGAGCUGGCCUUGCUCAUCCAUUUCUUCCCCUGCCAGCACAGUAUUGUGUGUGAAGAAUGCUCCAGGAGGAUGAAGAAGUGCAUCAAAUGUCAAGUGACAAUAACCAAAAAACUGAAACAAGACAGCACCGAGGUGGAGUGCAGCCCCAGCUCGGAAUCCACCGACCAGAGGAAGCUCAUGGAGGAGCUGCAGAACCGCUACCGGCAGAUGGAAGAGCGCAUCACCUGCCCGAUCUGCAUCGACGACCAAAUCAAACUGGUGUUCCAGUGCGGCCACGGCUCCUGCCCGGACUGCAGCACAGCCCUCACCGUCUGCCCCAUCUGCCGGCAGGCCAUCCGCGAGAGGAUCCAGAUCUUCGUCUAAGGAUGCGCUCGCUUCCCUUCCCAUUCCCACCUCCCUCCUUUCCUUCUUCUUUUGUUUGCGUUUUAGAUGAGAGGCGCUAGUCAGGCUGAUGCGUUUGGCUCCCUGCAAAAAGCCAUUGUGAAAGAGAGGGGGGUGAAGAAGCGAUGUGAUUCGGGUGCAGGGGGAGGGAGUCCCCUCUGCUGCAGUGUCACCAGGCCAAGGAGCAGCACGGGAGGGCUGGCAGCCCCUCACCCCCUGCUGCCCAUCCAGCCAAAAGGACCCCAAGUGAAGAACACUGACCUGGCUUCUGAAGGCAGAAGAGUCUUUCAGACCAAACAGACGUCCAUGCGCAGGUGUUCCAGCAGCAUCCAGCCCCCGUGACUGCGUCGCAUCUCGUGCCCCGCGGCGUCAGAUCUGCAGCCUCGCACUGCUUGGGAUGGAGAUGCUGGAGGAGGAUGCACCUCGUACCGAUGGCAAAGCAUCCGCUUGCACUUCGUGAGGAGAUCGCAGAGACCACCGAUGCUUGUCGGUAUUAGGGAGGGAACGUCCCAGGACUCUCUCAGAUCUACUAUUUAAUGGGCUCAACGAGGACUCGGACUGACAGAGACAAAUCUGGAUGUCAUGAGAUCCUAAAGACAGAGUGUGUGCCUUAGAGAUAAAGUAGUGAAUGCUGAUUGGAGAAAAUACGUUGUUGUUACAAAUAUUUCUAACCUCUAAGUGACACUCUUCUUCCAUUUUUUUGGUUUUAUUUUGGCUCAACCGUGUGUUCAGAGACUCCUGAGCUUUCUAUCCAUAACGCCAAAGGCAGGUUUAAAUACUCCAAUCAAAAUGUAAAGAAAAUAAAUAGUAAUAAUUAAGACAUGAGAAAAAGGGAUUUCAUUUGUUUCUUUGUUUUGCAGCAAAACUUAAUAAAAUAAAAUCUAUAUUUUCCUGAGCAUUAAAAUGAAUGUACAAACAGUAGCUGAACUACGGAUCCAGCUGUAUUGUGUUUUCCAGCUGUCUGACUGAAGAAAUAUUAUCCAGAGUCCAUCCUGUAAAGUCCCUGUUGGUGGCAGCGGCCGCCUGGGACUGGUGCGCCAUGUGUGUAUGUACACGGACGUGUUUGCGUGUGUGCUGUGUAUCGUUAACCACACAAUUAUACCAACUAUACUGUUUAUUACAUAUUGCGAGCAAUAUUUAAAACAAAAA